UUCAUUUUUGUAUUUUUUUUUAAACGUUUUUCGAGAGUUCUGCAAAGUUAUGUGUCUUUGGUAUACACUGUCAAGACUGUGUUUGGCAAUACCAUUUGUGUGAUCGCACAUGAGUGUCAUUCUAUCUUUGUUUUAGAUUUAUUAAAAUGAGCGAUAAGAUAAAUCGCACACGAGUAGUGUUUCCGAACGCAGCUCAGUGCAUCACAGCACUUUUGAGCAACGAUGUUUUGUAGUUGAACUGGUUCCAACUACAAAAUUGUAGCCGCUGGAAUACGAGCAACAAAUCAAAGUCAUCGCGUGACUCUUCUUGUCGCUUAAACACUUAGUUUUAGCGACACGUGAAAUUCUACCUUAACAUAUGUAUAAUUGCACAGCUUAGUGUGGAGCAAAAAAAUCGAUAUCACGAAGAACAUUGUGAACAUUUGCACGCCGCCGGUCUCGUGUGUGUCAUCUGAACGCGACGUCACGACACGACGCAAUCACGGCGACUUGAGUGUGUGCGUGUUGCGUGUGGAGUAAAAACAGCUGACGAGUAAUAAUGUUCCCGAGAUAGCUUUGACCCAAUAGUCCCAAUGAAAAACCAUGGUGAGCGAUCGCCCGCUGCGAGAAUUGACCUGAACGCUCCGAAAUAUGUUGACGGUGUCGCCGAGACGCCGAUUGUCGUGACGUGCCGCAAUCUUUUCUAGAAAAUCUCGUGCUUGACGGACGAGAAGCGCACAUUUCCCGCGGUUUUCCGCUUUUCACCUGCUUUCCUUUAGCGAUGCGUGUCGGACGAAAACUCGACAUCUCGGCGUCUAGCUGUGUUUGUCUCAUUUUCUCUCAAUAGUCGUCCGAUAGCAUCGUGCCAUGUGUUCUUUCUGACGCUUACGAAUGUUGUCUGCGUGUUGUGAAUCGAAUGUUAUCAAUUCUUGGGUUUUACGUAUAUUCACUACUGAAUAUUGUUUGUCAUCGGACGCGAAGCAAAGUGUAUGUACACAAGAGAUAUGGAGUGAAUUGGAUCACUUAUUUGAGUUGAUAAAAUGAACAUUUUUCAAGUACUGUAGAGACAAAUUGAACGAGACAGAAGUGACGGUAAAAUCAAAAAGUAUUAUAGUUACCAGAAUAAAGUAGUGUAUUACUUGUAUCUGUGAUACAUAUACACCGCAAUACAUUAUACCUAUCAACCACAUUAUGAUAAGACAAAGCUGACUUUCGUCUGGCAACAGCCAAAUACAUCGGUGUAUUCGCCAGUUUCAAUUGGAAUCCUCUUAUGUUAAGACGACGAUAAAUAUUCACAUAAAUCAGUUGAAUAAACAUGAGAGUAACAGUCUGCCAUUUUCGGCGCUGCAUAAUAGCGGCUCUGUGUGUGGCACUAUUAUUUUGUGUUGUCCAAGUGAUAAGAACAGAAUUAGGAUUUAAUGAACCUGAUUUAUCAAAUCUAGACAAAUUAAUGCACAUAUCGCAACUAAUCAAAGAAUCAGAACAGUCUUACGUGAAAGAAGGAGCUGUUGCAUGUAAGUUACCUCAACUGAACAUCUCUAGUCCAGAAAUAAUGAAGUUUAUACAUGAUGUGCCACCUUUAUCAUGUGGACCUGAAGAUUGGGUUACAGUGGAAGGCUCGAAUCUUAUUAUUUCUAAAAAAGCAAAGGACAAGCAUGGAAAAAUACUUUGUACUUUCAGUGAGAUCAUCAGAACAGAUGAUUACAAUACAAAAUUGUUAAACGGCAUAGAAGCGGACGAUUUUUACACUCUGAGAGACAGCGACUUCGCGAACGUCAGAUGCAAAUCAAAAUACGGAUAUGUGUGGCAAACCGUACUCGCCGGAGUAAAAUACGAUCCGCAGGUCAAGCAACAGCACAAGUGGGACAAUGUGCCGGAUACUGGCCUAAAAGUGAACGUGCUCAUACUUGGCUUUGACUCAUUGUCGCGAAACACAUUUAUUCGCAAACUGCCCAGGACUUACAACUUCAUAACACAGCAACUGAACACCAAGGUGCUAGAGGGCUACAAUAUUGUCGGGGACGGCACUCCGCAAGCACUCAUCCCGAUUCUAACCGGCAAGAUCGAGCUCGAAUUGCCCGAGACACGUAAACGAAUGGGCCACAAAGCCAAUUACGUUAAUGUGUACCCUAUGAUAUGGAACAAGUAUAAGGAGCACAACUACAUAACAGGUUUCAUGGAAGAUGUGCCGCAUAUCGGGACCUUUACGUAUCGUUUGAAGGGAUUUGACGAACAACCGACUCAUCAUUACAUGCGCACUUACUAUCUAGCUGCAUCUCCGUACUUUAAAUCGUACAACAAAUUCUGCGUAGCCGGCAUUCCACGUCACAUGGUGAUGAUGAAUUAUAUAAAAACGAUAUUCAAUACGUAUAAAGAGCAACCAAAGUUCGUAUUUGGAUUUCACGGAGAACUUUCUCACGACUCUUAUAACGACAUCGGAGUGGUGGAUGAUGAUUUGUAUUCUUGGGUGAAAGAUCUUCAUGAUCUCGGGCAUUUGAACAACACUAUUUUGAUUCUAAUGAGCGAUCACGGACACAGAUUCGCGGACAUACGUAAUACUUUGCAAGGUAAGCAAGAGGAGAGAUUGCCGUUUUUCUCUUUCACUUUUCCACCCUGGUUCAAGCAAACCUAUCCACAAGCAUACGCUAACUUUGUAUAUAACACACAAUACUUAACAACACCAUUCGAUGUACAUAAGACAUUGGAGAGGAUACUUAAUUUCAAUACGCCACAAGAGGGUGAUCGUCAUCAAAGAGCUAUCAGCUUAUUUGACAGAGUGCCUCUAGACAGGACAUGUGCGGACGCGUUCAUAGAACCUCAUUGGUGUGCUUGUCUCAGAUGGAAGGAAGUGUCGAUUGAUGACAUAAACGUUGUCGCUGCCGCUAACUACUUCGUCCAGUUUCUCAAUGGUUACACCGUGGAUCAUCAUGACAUAUGUGAGAUAUUGCACCUGGACGAAAUUCUUUGGGCUUCUAAGCUCUUACCCACCAAAGGUUUGUUGGAUUUUCGAAAAUCCGGUGAUCAAGAUGGAUUUAUAGGCGAUUUUAGCGCAAAAACCAAAGUAACGACGGAAAUUUAUCAGUUGAAAGUGAGAACGGUGCCGGGUGACGCGCUGUUCGAAGCUAGCAUCGUUCACGAUCUAACGAAAAAUACUUUUCACACCAAGAUCUCCGAUGUCAGCAGGAUCAACAUGUACGGAUCUCAGGCGAGAUGCGUGGAAAAUUCGCUGUUUCAUUUGCGCAAAUACUGUUACUGUAAAGGAUAGGUAAUAUUUAUAUAGUAUAAAGUCUGAACACAUACAGAAAUAUCAUGCAUCAAAAGUCACAAUCAAAGCACCGUCGGACUGUCACGUGACGAAUGUUAUUUUAAUUCUAUGUUGAAGUAGGCCAAUCUUAUUGAUUAGGUAUUUUCAAUCAAAUCGAAUAGUUUAUCUGUAACAUUAUAUAGUCUAAGAAAAUGUCUUUCAUCUUUUAUUGUUCCUUUAUCAUUAUCAUGAUAGAGUUUUUUAUCUGAAUUUAGAAUAAUAAAGAGUGUAUUUAUUUGCGUUUUCGACCGAUAAAUAUAUCGAAUCGUACCGGACGGAAACACUAUAUGUAAUUUAAUAUGCCGCAUAUACAUUUAUUUAAUUGAAAGAAUUCAUUUUAAAACGAAAGUAUUGUGAUUGAUAUUGAUUCUUUUGCUAGACAAAAUCAAGUAUAUUGAUUAUUGUUACGUUUACAUUGAGUUUAUUGUAUAACGAUGAACGUGAUUAUAUUGUAGUAUGAUGUAUGAUAUGAUAUUAUAUUAUAAUACUUUAUUAUUAUAAUCAAUAUCAUAUCAAAAACAUAUCACUUUGAGAAAAGUUCCCUUACUUAUACCUUUUAGUUAUAAUUUGCAUUUUAAUUUAUAUGAUAUAUUUUAAAUGACUCAAACAAGUGUACUCACAUACACACACACACGCGUAUAUAUAUUUUUUAAUUUUUUAUUUUUUAAUGCACGGUGUUUUUGCCUGAGACUAUUAUUUGUAAUAAUAUUUUAUAAGGAACAGUUAUAAAUUGUUUAAAAUCUGUAUAUUUACAAUUUUU
Messenger RNA from Pseudomyrmex gracilis, 4043 nucleotides. RefSeq lists its product as uncharacterized. The coding region runs from base 1295 to 3244 and encodes 649 amino acids. The record is from RefSeq and is a predicted model, not a curated record. The transcript has 13 exons. NCBI's taxonomy places the organism in Eukaryota, Metazoa, Arthropoda, Insecta, Hymenoptera, Formicidae.